Messenger RNA from Aspergillus heteromorphus CBS 117.55, 1152 nucleotides. RefSeq names its product RNP domain protein. Lineage: Eukaryota; Fungi; Ascomycota; Eurotiomycetes; Eurotiales; Aspergillaceae. Gene Ontology annotation, molecular function: mRNA binding. The transcript has 2 exons. The record is from RefSeq and is a predicted model, not a curated record. The coding region runs from base 1 to 1152 and encodes 383 amino acids.
AUGACUACGGAGCACACUACGGAGUCUCAGACAAACCCCUUCGUCGCUCCCCCGCGGCCGCCACCGGCACCCAACACCGCCUCGCCUUCGAACUUCCAGCCUGCAUAUUCGGCCGCACCGACCGGUCCAAGCAGUGGAUAUGGCGGACACGGGCCUCGGGCGGGCCACAGCGCCAUCACAGCAUUCGCGCCUCGUUCUGUAGCCUCCAGUCAACCCUACCGUACCAGCAGCCCUAUCGUGUCUGCCCCCCCAACUACAAUCAGUGGCUACUCGACCCCGACCACGACCGGCUACGGCGGCGGCGGCGGCGGCUACUACCCACAAUCGCAGUCAUCCUACCAGAGCGGACCUUCAUACUACGGAGGCGGCGCCCAGUACAAUGAAAACACAUACGGUCCGUCGAUUCCUCGAAUUCAGAACCCCUUCCCACCCGCAGGAGCAGACCAGUCCGGUGCCUACGGCAUGCAGGGGAGGAACUUCGGGCGCAAUGACUCGGGGCUAGACCCAGAAACAGAAGCCCAGAUCGCACAGUGGCAGAGCGCCUACGCGAACAAGGAGGAGGUGCCCAUUCCCGGAAAAAUCCCUGGUCGUCCCGCUGCUAAUCCGGGCUAUGCCGGUGUCGCCUCUGGCACCAACACCCCGUCCGGUGCCAACACAACGGCGAACACUCCAGCACCCGCCAACCCGGAGCCUACGCCGAAGACCGUCGCCCGUGCCGGUGGAGGUCAAAACUGGAACGAUUCGACGCUGCUGGAGUGGGACCCCGCGCAUUUCCGCCUGUUCGUAGGCAACCUUGCCGGUGAAGUGACGGACGAUUCAUUACUGAAAGCGUUCGUCAAGUACUCCUCGGUCCAGAAGGGCCGGGUUAUUCGUGACAAGCGCACGCAAAAGAGCAAGGGCUACGGAUUCGUCAGUUUCAGCGACGGCGACGACUACUUCAAGGCUGCGAGGGAGAUGCAGGGCAAAUACAUUGGAUCACACCCGAUUCUGCUCCGACGAGCCACCACCGAGGUUCGUCCGGUAACCAACAACAAGGGGAAGAAACACGGCGGCGGAGGUGGCUCGGGAGGCGGUGCAGGCGGAGGCAAGGUCAAGCAUGACGGAGUCAAGAAGCACGGAAAGACCAAGGGAGGCCUCCGCAUCCUCGGGUAA